GCUUGUCAAUGACGACAACGACGACAACGACGACGAACAUAAAAUGGACAAGGGUCACGGAUGGAUUGGUCAAACGAGCCCGACUACGAAAAGAGUACAAUGCACUCGCACUUUCAACCAACAUCGUUGGAUCGCGUCUCUUUACCGGUACGCACUGUACUCUACCAUUAAGAGUUAUGUUGCAGGUCUGAUCAUCAUCUAAUUUCACGUUUUUGUAGUCGGCGGCGGUAUAUUAUGUGAUAUUCGUUGGGCAGCAGAUGUUGCUUUGAUCGUUUUUCCCAGUUGUGCUAUGCGACUCAUUCAGAAUUAA
Cylindrotheca closterium is the source of this 310-nucleotide messenger RNA. Lineage: Eukaryota; Bacillariophyta; Bacillariophyceae; Bacillariales; Bacillariaceae. The record is from the annotation of a GenBank genome assembly.